Ambispora gerdemannii is the source of this 2487-nucleotide messenger RNA. The record is from the annotation of a GenBank genome assembly. NCBI's taxonomy places the organism in Eukaryota, Fungi, Glomeromycota, Glomeromycetes, Archaeosporales, Ambisporaceae.
AUGAAUAAUAAUCCUUAUAUUCCCCCUUCCCUGAGUUCAUCAAAAAAUUCAACGUUUCCUUCUACCAAGCGAACAUCAUUAAUAAAAAAUUUUUUCUCUGGAUCAUUAUUCGAUAACAAUUCCAAUAAUCAAGAUCAAGAUAUUUGUGAAUCACUAUUCAACAACCCUACAAAUAGCAAUAUUAAUCAUAAUAAAUAUUACGACGAAGAUUUCAGCUACCAUUUGAACGAUGGAAAGAUUUCUUCGUCUCAUAUAAAUACAAAAAUGACAAAUGUUAUAACGCAGUCCGAAGAUGCUAAAGGAUUAAAUGGAGGAUUAUUAGCUAGAUUCCCGUCAACCGUUCAUCGUCGAUUAAUAAAUAGGAAUGGUUCAAUUUCGGAAAAUACCAAUGAAACUUUAAAAACGAAUAAAAGUCGUGAAUUUUUGGAUCCUUCGAAUACGCGAAAAGCAAUUGGACGAUUAUAUAGAAGAGCAACCACUCCUAAUUUAAAAGCAGAAGCACAAGUGCAAGAAGAGCAACAACGAAAGAGGCAAGAAUUGAAACGAUUAACUGUCAAAGAAACAAAAGAACCAGAAGAGAAACAAGAUCGCAAAACACCAGAAAUGCAAGAUCGACUAUUAAGGAAAGUAUUCUCAAAUUCCAAUUUGAAAUCUUCCCCGCCAACUCUACAAUCUCCUAUUUCAGCAAAUUCAGUGAUGCUAGGAAAAGAAACAACACCAAUGAUUUCAAAACAAGAAGAAACCACAAAAGUUAGAUUCAGUUUGGAAGAUAUUGUAAAUACAGAUAAAUUACAUGCAUAUUUAACAGUAUUGAAAAAGUUUAAAGAUUUAGAGCAACCAGACUAUCAAGCUGAUAUGUGUUAUUUAUUGCGUGCGCAAGAAAGAUACAAGUUAUGGUUGAAUUUACUAGAGCAAGGAAAAUUUUCAAGUCCACCUCUUCCUCCUUUAGAUGUAUGCUAUAUAUGGCAUGCACAUUGUCUAUCGCCGCUUCAUUACUUUGAAGAUGCACAACGUUUGGGUUUUGGUCGUUCUGUAAAUUACAACUUUCCACUAAGAAAAUUGAAUGAACUUUGGGAUAAGAGCCCUGAGCAUAUACACGAACGGUCCCAACAAAUAUGGGAACAAAAUACCGACAAGUCAUGGGUACUCGAUCCAUUUGACGACUCAGAUUUCGAAUUUGAUUGUCCUUGGUGUGCGAUACCGUUGCAUUUAUCUGUCAAGAAUUAUGUAAAAUUAAUGCGAACCCAAGACCACGUUGAAAAGUGUUUUCAUUGUGGUGCUUUAUUAUCACAAGAUUCGAUUAGUGCAAAGAGAUUUUUAGAUGAUGUGGCAGAAUGGAUGACAAGUAAUAAAGGAGGAUUGGAAUAUUUUGAUACAACUACUCGGAAGCAAUACAUUAGCGGAACAUUAGUCGACAUCAGAACCGGUGAAAUAUGCAAUAGAUCCACAAAAACAGAUUGCGAUCUACUAUUCGACGUGACUAGUCAAUACAUUGUCCAACUAGUUGCUGUUCAACGCUUAGAAUCGAAACAAUGCCAAUGGUCAAUAAUAACCAACGCACUAGAACUGCGAAUGGAAGAGCUGAAGCGGCAAUGGAAUCUCACGAACAUUCGAAAAGGUGUCGUGCAACGAAUGAUUUCGUCGUAUGCUGGUAUUACAUCGACAUUUUCAAUUGAUCUCGUCAGUGCAGUGUUACAGCAACGUGAAUUCACACAUAAGAUGGUUGCUGAUAAUGAUAUUAACGUGGCGGUAGCAGCAGCGCCAGCUUCAGCUUGGAUUCAAAAGCCCGAAGUCUUAUCGAAUGUUGUUAUACGGUACCAGAAAUUCUUACGUCUGAUGCGCAGAGAACCAAAUUUGGUUCUUGUUCCGACGCUGGAUAUCGAUUUAGGAUGGCACACACACAUGCUUCAUCCGAAACCAUAUCGUAAAUUCACAAAAACGCAUUUGAAACGUGUGAUCAAUUACAAUGAUACAAUCUUCCAGCAGCCUGGAUUGGAACAAGGAUUCUUAAAGACUGAGAAAGCUUGGUAUAAGAAAUACAAGGAACCUUAUUACUCUUCCAAUAAUACGAAUAACGAUCAUAUCCAAAAAGAUUGGUUGAAACCAUCAAAGAAAGUUAUGUCUUCUGUUGUACCAAAUUAUGGUGCAUUUCUUUUUUGGAAGUCAAAGAAAAAUAAUAAAAAAGAAGAGGAAGAGUUUCAGCGACGACAUUCUUAUUAUAUUCCAAAGCAACCACAAGAUCAAUUACAAAAACAAUACAGAGAAUAUGGAAUCAUAAACACGCCACAAACUUCAAAACCACAAGGUCUUCCUUCCAAUUGUAAGAUGAGCACACAUCAGAGCUCUUUUCCAUCUACUUUAUAUCAGUCACAUGACUACGGAUGGUUAUGGUUAUCUUGUGAAGAGAAUAAUUGGGGUAUGGAUGCGGAAGACGUUUUCGAUUCAAUCGAUCAGUGUGGUGCAAGUAGUCGUAUAUUAGAUAUGUGA